Diabrotica balteata is the source of this 4204-nucleotide messenger RNA. The record is from the annotation of a GenBank genome assembly. Lineage: Eukaryota; Metazoa; Arthropoda; Insecta; Coleoptera; Chrysomelidae.
AGUCUACGGCAGUCGGUGGUAAAAUUGGGACAGAUGUGUGCGAUUGUCCGCUCUGCAGUUCGCGGACUCUCGAAACACCUACGAAGUGUACUUACAAAUUUUACUGUGAUAUACCGUGUUUAAAUCAAAAUGGACACGGGGAACAAGACCACUAAACCCCGCAACCCUGCGGAAAAUACCAAUCCGAUAUCUUUGCUCUUCUUUUUCUAUAUGUUCCCUAUCUUCAAAAAAACGUACAAGUACAAAUUAACAGAAGAAGAACUAUUUUCUCCGUUGAAGGAGCACACAUCUAGUAGACUAGGAUCAAAAUUAGAAAAAGCAUGGAAGGAAGAAUAUAGGAUACACAAAAAGACUGCACUACAUAGGGCUUUAUUUAGGAUAUUUGGACUUAGAUAUACGAUCUUAGGGUUAAUCAGAUUGUUCGACGAACUCUUGUUAAUAGUGGUAAUGCCUUACUGUAUACGAAUGCUAGUUUCGUAUUUGGAAGCAGGACAGACCCGAAUAACGAAAGAUGAAGCGUUAAUUUAUGCAGCUGCACUUGUGAUUACACUUUUACUAGAUGCUGUGAUGCAACAACCAAACUAUAUGGGCUUACAACACAUCGCCAUGAAGAUACGGGUGGCGUGCUCGUCUUUGAUAUAUAGAAAAACUUUGAGGUUUAGCCGAGAAGCUUUAGGAAAUACUACUGUAGGUCAAUUAGUAAACUUAUUAUCCAAUGACGUAAGCAAAUUUGACCAGUUAUUUGGUUUAACUCAUUACGCCUGGAUAGGGCCAAUCCAAGUUGCUCUUGGGACAUGGCUGUUGUAUAGAGAAAUUGGAGUGAGUGCCUUUUUUGGUAUGGCGUUCCUAGUGUCGUUCGUCCCACUUCAAAUUUGGCUAGCCAAAAAAAUGUCUGUGAUGCGUUUGAAAACAGCUUUGAGGACCGACGAAAGGGUCAAACUAAUGAACGAAAUUAUCUCCGGUAUUCAGGUGAUUAAAAUGUAUUGCUGGGAAAAACCGUUCGCUCAUGUUAUUGAUUUGGCACGAAGAUCCGAAAUGCGAGCAAUCAGAUCACACUCCUGCCUCCUAGGAAUACUCUAUUCAUUCGAAGUAUUUGUGUCUAGAACUGCGAUAUUUGUGAGCAUCGUUGGCUACGUCCUUCUCGGUAAUUAUGUAUCAGCCGAUAAAGUUUUUGCUAUUACCGCCAUCUACAACCAGAUGAGAACAAUCAUUACGAUCAUAUUUUCGCUGAGUAUAACAGCGUUAGCCGAAAUGCACGUUACUAUAGAUAGGAUACAUAAGUUAAUGGUGUUUGACGAACGAGAACAAGGCUGUGAAGAAGAUUAUGAUAAAAUGAAUGGUAACUAUCCAUCGAAACUAGACGGAUUAGAUGGCAUAAAGAACGGUAUUAAUGGAAACGGUACAGGUAUUGAAUUACAUAAAAAAAUCAAAGAGCCUAAAUUGUUGCUAUCUGGAGUAUCUGCCAAGUGGUCACAACAGUCUACUGAAAAUACUCUAAGUGACAUAACCUUUAAUGUUCCUCCUAAUAAAAUGCUUGCGAUUAUUGGACCAGUUGGUAGCGGCAAGAGCAGCAUUGUAAACUUAAUACUAAAAGAAUUACCAGUAAAGUCAGGAAAAUUAGAAAUAGAUGGAAAAGUUUCUUAUGCUUCCCAAGAGCCAUGGCUUUUUGCCGCGAGUGUACGUCAAAACAUCUUGUUCGGUGAAGAAUAUGAUGAAGAAAGAUACAAAAUGGUUGUAGAAGUGUGUGCCUUAAAAUCAGAUUUUGCCUUAUUGCCCCACGGAGAUAAAACUUUGGUCGGAGAGAAAGGAAAAGCCCUGAGCGGAGGGCAAAAAGCUAGAGUGAAUUUGGCUAGAUGUGUGUACAAAAAAGCCGACAUAUAUCUUCUAGAUGAUCCUCUAUCCGCUGUUGAUGCUAACGUAGGAAAACAUCUCUACGAUAGAUGCAUCAAACAGUUCCUGUCCAACAAAAUAUGUGUUCUGGUUACACAUCAGCUACAGUACUUAAGAAACGCCGAUAAGAUCAUUAUCAUGAAAGAUGGUAAGAUGGAGAUGACUGGAAGCUACACAGAACUAAAGAAAAGCGGUUUAGAUUUCGCCAAAGUUAUGGAAGAAUUUAACGAAGAGGCCGAAGAAGACAAACGAAUGAAGUCAAUUAAAUCAAAAGCGUCAAUUUACGAUGAGCCAAUAGAAGAUGAAGAGGACCAAGUUUUGGAGAAGGAAAUGCAAGAGAAGGGUACCAUUAAGGCAGCUACUUAUUAUUUGUACUUAAAAGCAGGCGGUGGGAUUUGUUCGAUGUUAGCACUGGGCUUUUUAUUUAUUAUUUGUCAAGUAGUUGCUAACGCCGGAGAAUACUAUGUUACUUAUUGGGUGAACUUAGAACAAGAUUUUAGCGAGAAGCAAAGCAUGAAUUUAACCUCACCCAAUGAAACUAUCAACAGGGAUCUUAUCAUGUGGUCUUACACUGCCCUUAUCGUUGGUAACAUAAUCAUAUCGAUAGUCAAGGCAUUGUACUUUAUGGUUUUCUUCGUAAUAGCUUCUAAGAACCUCCAUAAAUAUAUAUUCGACAAACUAAUUAAAGCGACGAUGAGAUUUUACAACACAAAUCCAUCUGGAAGGAUUCUAAACAGAUUUUCGAAGGAUCUAGGAACUGUGGAUGAAUAUUUGCCUUCUGUUAUCAUUGAUGUGAUUGAGAUUGCAUUACUUCUUCUCGGAGCUAUUACACUAUCUGCAAUAGUAGAGCCCUUAUUAACUGUACCUGCAGUGGUGCUAAUGAUAAUUUUCUAUUUACUGAAAAUAGUAUAUUCUGAAACCAGUAGAAACGUUAAAAGGGUUGAAGCAAUUACAAAAAGUCCAAUGUUGACUCACCUCACAGCCUCAGUUAAUGGAUUGAGCACAGUCCGGGCUUUCCAUGCUGAAAAAAUGUUAACUGAAGAAUUCGACAACUACCAGGACAAUCACAGUGCAGCCUGGUUCUUAUAUUUGGCUUCCAGUAAAUGCUUUGGACUCUGGUUAGAUAUCAUCUGUAUCGUUUUCAUAGCUGUAGCAGUAUUUUCGCUUUUGUUGUUCCGAGAUACAAUCCAUGGAGGUGACUUAGGUUUAGUCAUCACUCAGUACCUGGGUCUAAUGGGCUCACUCCAGUGGGGAAUGCGACAAUGGACCGAACUAGAAAACAACAUGACGUCAGUGGAAAGAAUUCUGGAAUACACUCGUUUAGAAACAGAACCCGAACGAAAAGAGCCUAAAAAUAUUCCCCAACCAUGGCCGGAGAAGGGUCUUGUUGAAUUCAAAGAUGUUAGUUUACGAUACAGUCCAGAGGAUCCGCCUGUACUUAAGGGACUGAACUUUACAGUACAGCCCAAAGAGAAGAUUGGCAUAGUUGGAAGGACUGGCGCUGGUAAAUCGUCAACCAUAACUGCUCUGUUUCAACUGUAUCCACUCGAAGGAACUGUUGUUAUCGAUGGUGUAGAUACGACGCAAAUACCGUUGGAUUUGGUUAGGACGAAUAUUUCGAUCAUACCACAAGAACCAGUUCUUUUCUCAGGUAAAAUGCGUGAAAACUUGGACCCAUUCGAAAACUACAGCGAUGACGUAUUAUGGAACGCCUUAGAUCAAGUUGAACUGAAAGAUGUGAUAUCAGAACUUCCAGCAGGUCUCAAUACAGAAGUCACAGAAGGAGGAAAUAACUUUAGUGUUGGCCAGAGACAACUGGUUUGUCUUGCUAGAGCUCUUAUUAGAAAUAAUAAGAUUUUGGUCAUGGACGAAGCUACCGCGAAUGUGGAUCCACACACCGAUUCUUUGAUUCAGAAAACCAUAAGGGAUAAGUUUGCGGAUUGUACGGUGCUGACAAUUGCCCACAGGUUGCACACGGUCAUGGAUUCUGACAAAAUAUUGGUUAUGAAUUCCGGCAGAGUGGAGGAAUUCAAUCAUCCGUAUCUUCUUUUACAAAACGUGCAUGGUGUGCUUCAUAAUUUGGUCGACGCAACUGGACCUUCUACCGCAAAGAAUUUAGAAAACAUAGCCAAAGAGAGUUACGAGAAGAAAAGAGUUUAAGAAUUUUAUCUCAUGGAAUUAAUUUUAAGAUUGCUGUGAUCUUUUCAUACUUUUCAAGAACAGUAUUUAGACCAGUUAUAAUUUUUGUUACUUGCCAAUUUAUUAUUAGGUAGAUCUAAUUAUUAAGUAUUUAAAAAUAAAACUAUUUCCUUUU